GUCAGAGCUGCAAAGACUUUCUAGCCAUUCACAGGGACUAUCAAGCUUUGAUUCAAACAUACCGAGAAGAAGUGACUUCAUUAAAAGAAUAGUAAUAUUAUCAUGUUUCUCGUCUCUCUCUUUUCUUAGGUCUAUAGAAGAUCCAUCAGCAAAGUACCUCUAUAUUCAGAUGGAGUUAUGCCAAACAAAAACACUCACAAAGUGGAUCAAAGAGAAGAACACUCAGUCUCUGCAAGACUCCAAGAGAAGACAAGAAAGUGUAACCAUUGCUCAGCAAAUAGUCAGUGGAGUCGAAUAUAUUCACUGCAAGGGACACUUCCACAGAGACCUUAAGCCUGACAACAUCCUCUUUGGAGUGGAUGGAGAAGUGAAGAUCGGGGACUUUGGUCUGGUCACCAGAGAUGAUGAUGAUGAUGAUGAUGAUGACUUUGCUUUAAUUGAGAGAACACGACACAGAGGAACAUCGACUUACAUGGCUCCUGAGCAAAUAACGGGAAAGACCUAUGACCGAAAGGUGGACAUAUUUGCUCUGGGGUUGAUAUACUUUGAACUCCUUUGGAAACUCUCUACUGGCCACGAAAGAGGAGUGGCCUAUUCAAGGUAG
Messenger RNA from Notothenia coriiceps (black rockcod), 604 nucleotides. RefSeq names its product probable serine/threonine-protein kinase ifkC. The annotation marks the transcript as partial. Gene Ontology annotation, molecular function: ATP binding; eukaryotic translation initiation factor 2alpha kinase activity. Gene Ontology annotation, cellular component: cytoplasm; nucleus. The record is from RefSeq and is a predicted model, not a curated record. Gene Ontology annotation, biological process: eiF2alpha phosphorylation in response to endoplasmic reticulum stress. Lineage: Eukaryota; Metazoa; Chordata; Actinopteri; Perciformes; Nototheniidae. The transcript is spliced from 4 exons.